AAUGCGCGCGGCGGUUGGCUGGGCUGCGGCGGGGCCUGGCUGCCGGCGGAGCGGAGGCCGCCUCUGCGGAGCCGGGAAGCCGCCUCGAGGCCCAGGAAAGGUGGCUUCAGGGCCUAGAGGGGCUGGCAAGGCCUGUGCCUAGGAGCGGCGGCGGGAGGGCGCCGAGAUUGUCGUCUCUCUGGCCCCCCUCAGCCCGGACCUCCCUCCUCCGCCUCGCCGGCUUCGGUUGGGAGGAUUCAAGGGAUGUCGCUCUCUCAUUCAUCCCUUUCAUAGUUAUCGCUGCGUCGCCGCCUCGCGUUCCUGUUCCAUCCCGCCUGCAGUUAGCCAAACCUUUCCUUUUCCCUUUGGCCUAGCGGAAGGCAUCCUGGGUUUACUCGUGUGUGUUUAUGUGCGCGCGCAUUUGAGUAUGAGCACAGUUGAAGAAGAAUCUGACACAGUGACAGUAGAAACCGUGAAUUCUGUGACUUUGACCCAAGAUACCGAAGGGAACCUUAUUCUUCACUGCCCUCAAGAUGAGGCAGAUGAAAUAGAUUCUGAAGACAGCAUCGAACCUCCUCACAAAAGGCUUUGCUUAUCAUCUGAAGAUGACCAGAGUAUGGAUGAUACAACCCCGUGCAUUUCUGUUGUUGCAGUUCCAAUUUCAGAAAGUGACCAGAGCUUUGAGGUGACUAUGACUGCUACCACUGAAGUAGCUGACAAUGAGGAUAAUGAAGGAACUGUAACUCAGAUCCAGAUUCUCCAGAAUGAACAACUGGAUGAAAUUUCUUCUCUAAGCAAUGAAGAAGUAUCAGCAGUUAGCCAAGCUUGGUUUACGACCAAAGAAGAUAAGGAUUCUUUAACAAACAAAGGUCAUAAAUGGAAGCAAGGAAUGUGGUCAAAAGAAGAAAUUGACAUUUUGAUGAGCAACAUUGAACGUUAUUUAAAGGCACGUGGAAUAAAAGAUGCCACUGAAAUCAUCUUUGAGAUGUCAAAAGAUGAAAGAAAAGAUUUCUACAGGACCAUUGCAUGGGGUCUGAACCGGCCUCUCUUUGCUGUUUAUAGACGGGUGCUGCGCAUGUAUGAUGACCGAAAUCACGUUGGCAAGUACACUCCUGAUGAAAUUGAAAAACUCAAGGAGUUAAGGAUAAAGCAUGGCAAUGACUGGGCAACUAUAGGAGCAGCUCUUGGAAGAAGUGCUUCUUCAGUAAAAGACCGAUGCAGGCUAAUGAAGGACACGUGCAAUACAGGCAAAUGGACAGAAGAAGAAGAAAAGAGACUUGCCGAAGUGGUACAUGAAUUAACUAGUACAGAACCUGGUGACAUUGUCACACAAGGCGUAUCUUGGGCUGCUGUGGCAGAACGAGUUGGGACACGGUCUGAAAAGCAGUGCCGCUCCAAAUGGCUCAACUAUCUAAACUGGAAACAAAGUGGGGGCACUGAAUGGACUAAGGAGGAUGAAAUAAACCUCAUCCUUAGAAUAGCAGAGCUAGAAGUGUUUGAUGAAAAUGACAUCAAUUGGGACCUUCUGGCUGAAGGCUGGAGCAGCGUGCGUUCCCCACAAUGGCUUCGCAGUAAAUGGUGGACAAUCAAGAGGCAGAUUGCGAACCACAAAGAGGUUUCAUUUCCUGUUCUUAUAAAAGGUCUGAAACAGCUUCAUGAAAGCCAAAAAAACACUCCAGGGCACCAGCUUUCAGAAAAUAAAUCCUUGCCAAGCAAUCAUUCUGGUUCUGGAGUUCAGCAUCUGCAGAUUCGAGUGGCACGUCUGGAUGAGAAUUCAAGCCAUUCCACGGGGCCCAUGGCAGCAUUACAGAUUCCAGUCCAGAUUACACAUGUCUCUUCUGCUGAAUCCCCUGCGGCUUCUGUUGACUCUGAGACAAUAACACUAAAUAGUGGGACACUGCAGACCUUUGAGAUUCUGCCAUCUUUUCAUCUGCAGCCCACUGGAACGCCAGGGACUUACUUACUCCAAACAAGUGCCAACCAGGGGCUGCCUUUGACACUCACUACCAGUCCAACAGUGACCCUCACAGCUGCCACUGCACCAGCCUCCCCAGACCAGAUUAUCGUUCAUGCCUUAUCCCCAGAGCACUUGCUGAACACAAGCGACAAUGUCACAGUACAGUGCCAUGCGCCAAGUGUCAUAAUUCGCACUGUUGCAGCUGAAGAGAUACCUUCAUCAGUAACCCAGGAGGAACUUACUGUUGAUUCAGACAUUCAGCCAGUUGACCUAGUGGGCACUCCGACGUCUUUGGAAACAGACACUUUUCCAGAUGACAUCCAUCAAUCCAAGUUGGCGGUUGAAGAGCAGGCCACUUAUGGUGAAGACAACAUUUCUAAAUUUGGUGACAGAACUAGCACUGAACUCUUAGACAGAGUCAUGGUGAGUGCGGGAGAAGAGAUUUUGAGUGCAGGCCUCAAACAUGGACAGGAUUGUCAGUCUGAUUUGGCCGGACCGUACGUUUCUGAGGGCCUCAGUUCUCCCACAACAGAAGAACAAGUGGAACAGUCUACCAUGGAUGACACUGUCCUUAUUGUACCUUCUCCCCGUGGCUUUAUCCAGACGUCAGAUGAUAUAGACAGCGAAUCAGUCUUGCCUUUAACAACACUAACAGAUCCUAUAUUACAGCACCACGGAGAGAAUUCCCAUAUGAUUGACUCUUCUCUUGAUAGUCCUGGUUCUGAAGACUCCAAGGAUGUUGAAGAUUUGGUUAGGUGCCACUAAACGCAAGCCAUGGUUUUCUAGUGCAACAGUGAUGUCAGAUUAAACAGCUGUCUGUAACCCCUAGACCACCUUUCCAAAGAAAACACGUUCAGUCCACUUACCCUGGCCAGAAAUGUGUGCUGAUCUCAAGCUUGAAACAUAUUACAGGCACAACUUAUCUAAGCCAAGGUUUUUGUCUUUCAGCAGAGUGAUCCCUAACCCUUCUUAGGCUGCUUUGAAGAGCAACCAAAUUGGGCAAUGAGGGAAUUUUGUGCUGUGGACCAACAUACAGUAGACAGUCUGCAAAGCGAGAAGUCGUUCUUUGGCUUUGUGCACUAAUCUUCAUGUUGCAGGACAAAGUAAUAGUCCGGCAAUAACCAUGAAAACCAAUGAAUGGCAAUAGAAAAGCUAUUUUUUCCCAGAACUGUUACUUCAGUGUAUGUAGUAGUAUUACAUACUGCUCCGUUCACAUUUGCAAUCUAAAUAAUCUGUUGCUGGCAACGGAUGGUAGAUAAAGAAUUAUAGUACUAUAAUUUUUAGACUUCUACUCCUUAUGCUAGUACAGCAAACGUAGGAAGAGAAGCUUAAAACUGUGAAAGGCUCACUCCAGGUAAACUUUUAAUUAAGAGAAGUUUAACAUUUUAAGUUUUUUGACCAUAUUUGUUGAAGCUCUUAUUUUACAGAAGCUAAAGUCAGCUCCCCAAUAAAUGCAGUGCAGCACAUGUGGGUAGUGUAACUUUGUGGACCAUCCAUAGCAGAAGAUCAAGGAUGAACAAGUUUCUGCUUCUGCCCACAUAAGAGGGAUGUAGACAGAGACACUAAGUUGAACUUAGAAUGUGACUUGACAGAUACAUGAUUGAAUGCAACAAGGCUAUGUAAAAAACUAUUUAUUGCUGUAAUUAGCUUUCUGAAGUCAGUUCUGUCUUCAGUCUGUGAGUUUGUUCAUGUGAAAAUGAAUCUGUAGUUAACAAAAACAUUUGUUUAAGGAGGGAACAGAAAUGACUGUGUUCAGUUUCAUACAAGUGAGAAACCUAUUUUGUCUUCUGUAGCAGUAGGAUGCCUUUUUAUUUAUACUGUAGUACAGACAUUUGCAGUGCUGCAGUUUUUGUACAGUGUAAUAAAAAAUGCAUUUUUCCCAAAAAGGAGAAAGCUCAUGCCAUUCUGAAAAACAA
Molecule: messenger RNA, 3852 nt
Organism: Anolis carolinensis (green anole)
Lineage: Eukaryota; Metazoa; Chordata; Lepidosauria; Squamata; Anolidae
Gene: dmtf1
Product: cyclin D binding myb like transcription factor 1
Exons: 17
Coding region: 407-2701 (764 amino acids)
Biological process (GO): regulation of transcription by RNA polymerase II
Cellular component (GO): nucleus
Molecular function (GO): DNA-binding transcription factor activity, RNA polymerase II-specific; RNA polymerase II cis-regulatory region sequence-specific DNA binding
Source: RefSeq, a predicted model, not a curated record